Messenger RNA from Eruca vesicaria subsp. sativa (arugula), 384 nucleotides. The record is from the annotation of a GenBank genome assembly. Lineage: Eukaryota; Viridiplantae; Streptophyta; Magnoliopsida; Brassicales; Brassicaceae.
AUGAGCAACACACCAGCAACGGCGGCUUCGUCGUCGAAAUCUAAAGCUACGGGAAAUUCUCAAGCGCCCGAAAAACGCAAACCCCUUUUUCAAAAAGAAUUGCAGCAUAUGAUGUAUGGAUUUGGUGAUGAGCAAAACCCGCUUCCAGAGACAGUGGCGCUUGUAGAAGACAUUGUUGUGGAAUACGUCACUGAUUUGACACAUAAGGCUCAAGAGAUAGGCACAAAGCGAGGAAGGCUACUAGUUGAUGACUUCUUGUAUCUUAUCCGCAAGGAUUUGCCAAAACUUAACCGGUGUAGGGAGCUGUUGGCAAUGCAAGAAGAGCUGAAACAAGCUCGCAAGGCUUUUGAUGUUGACGAAGAGAAGAUUACUUCACUCGAUUGA